This is a messenger RNA of Acanthoscelides obtectus, 194 nucleotides long. Lineage: Eukaryota; Metazoa; Arthropoda; Insecta; Coleoptera; Chrysomelidae. The record is from the annotation of a GenBank genome assembly.
AUGAAGACAAAAAAAUCUAAUACUACUGGUAUGGCAACCGAUGAACAGUAUAUCUCUAAAAUACCAUGGAUCCCUCAUAUGGAUUUUUUAAAAAUACUGAUGGUUAUGCCAGAGAAAACACAGAAAAUUUGACACCCAACACUGCUUCACAGGGUUCAGCUUCAGGAUCCAGUAAUGAUGAGUUUACCAUACCA